GAACCAGGGAAGGAAGAAUCUGUGAGCUGGAGCCUGUACGCCUGCGGGACUGUAGCGUGGUGCUGGAGAGAAUCUGUGUGAGAGAGCAAGGCGCUGGAGAGGAAGGCUCUCCCAACAGCACGCAAGGAGGUGGAAAGGAAGACGGGCGCUCCCAUUCAGAAUGCAGUCUAGCAGGUUCCAGUCCAGCAGCUAAAGUGAGGGCGGUCGGUGGAGAAUAUCCUGACUGUGGGAAAGGUUUCACCCAGUUAGGGCAUUUUAAAAUACACCAGCGAAUGCACACAGGAGAGAAACCGUAUUGCUGCUCUGACUGUGGGAAGAGUUUCAGUCAGUCAACCAGCCUUGUUUCACACCAGCGAACUCACAGAGGAGAGAAACCGUAUCGCUGCUCUGACUGUGGGAAGAGUUUCAGUCAUUCAGUAACCCUGAAAGCACACCAGCGAACUCACAGAGGAGAGAAACCGUAUCGCUGCUCUGACUGUGGGAAGUGUUUCAGUCAGUCCGGAAACCUUGUUUCACACCAACGAACUCACACAGGAGAGAAACCGUAUCGCUGCUCUGACUGUGGGAAUUGUUUCAGUCAUUCAGUAACCCUGAAAGCACACCAGCGAACUCACAGAGGAGAGAAACCGUAUCGCUGCUCUGACUGUGGGAAGAGUUUCUGUUUUAAACAAGGCCUUCAAAAACACCAGCGAAUUCACAGAGGAAAGAAACCUUAAAAACUAUGUUCAAGCAUCUGUACAAAUCUUAGGUACAGAAAGUCAAAUGGUUUAAUCUGAGUUCUAAUGAGAUUGACUGUACAAUUAAACCUGGUGUGUGCUGAUUAAUUAAUUAAUUAAUUAUACAACACAAUGUUAAAAACAACGCCCAUGUCUAAAUUGCAUUCAAAUGAACAUGUAUUUUUUUUUAAAGCUUGUUGUCAAAUUGAGUUCUGGCGCUCUGCCUUUCUGCGUCGUUCUCAAGUUAACCAAGUACUUUAUACAAGAUUACGGAUUUGCUUACGUUUCAACAAACUGAAACGAGAUGCGUGAACACGAGUGAGUUUGUGUUUUUAUAAGGAGUGUGAGAUUAUAACAAUCAGACAAACACUGUGUUAUGAGGAAAUGUGUGUAAUUGAGUUCUAAUGAGACUUAAUUGUACAAUUAAACCUGGUGUGUGAUGAUUGAGCGAUUUGAUUAAUAUACAACAGGAUACUAAACCAUGCUAAAGAAAGAAUACUGCUCCACCUAGGGAAUACUGUCAGCAGAACCCGCCUACUAAAUAAUGGGCCCCCGCAAGGCUCUGUGCUCGCACCGGCACUGUGACGUGUAUGUAAGUGACCUCCCCGUCACCACCAGCCGAAAGCUUGGCUACCCCGAUGACCGGGCUCAUGCCACCCAAAGAAGAACUCAGGACGAGGUCGAAACAGACACCUGCGCGAAGACCUCUAAAAACUUGAAGCAUAUUUCAAAUGCUGGAGGCUUCACCCUAACCUAAAGGAUACUGUUGAGCAGCAGCUGCCUAAAGAGUAUUGGAUCAAAGCUGGUGGUUUGAGAAAUGCAGCAGUGACCCUUCUGACUGCAGACUGGGCAGACUUCAUGCUGACUGUACUGUCACUACCCUCUGCCAACGCUGAAGUGGAGCGGGUAUUUAACUUGGUUAAAACUGACUUGCGCAACGUCUCCUUCACAGCACAGUCGAGCAGCUGCUGAAUGUGAAGUUUGGAUUACGAGGAACUACAGAAAUGGAGAAGGGGCUGAACUAAUAUAUAGCAGAGCCUGAUAUAGAUGUGAUACAGCCCUCUGAAAUGUCUUUACUAUAUUGCAGACACUGAUGUUGAUGUGAUACAGCUAUCUGGAAUAUCAUACAGCACCACGUGGCAAUGUGCGUGAUUCUCGGUGUGUGUGUAAGUGAGGGAGUGAGUCAGUGUGAUGGGGUGGGUAAGCAAAGGAGUGAGUCUCGGUGUGACCGGGUGUGUAAGCGAGGGAGUCAGUCUCAGUGUGAUGGGGUGUGUACGUGAAUCAGUGUGACGGGGUAAGCGGGGGGGAGAGAGUCUCAGUGUGAUGGGGUGUGUAAGCGAGGGAGUGAGUCUAGGUGUGUAAGCGAGGGAGUGACUCAGUGUGAUGGAAUGUGUAAACGAAGGAGUGAGUCUGUGUGACGGUGUGUAAGCGAGGGAGUGAGUCUAGGUGUGACGGGGUGUGUAGGCGAGGGAGUGAGUCUAGGUGUGACGGGGUAUGUAAGCGAGGGAGUGAGUCAAUGUGAUGGGGUAAGUGAGGGAGUGAGUCUCAGUGUGACGGGGUGUAUGAGAGUGACGGGGUGUGUACACGAGGGAGUGAGUCUCAGUGUGACUGGGUGUGUACACGAGGGAGUGAGUCUCAGUGAGACUGGGUGUGUACACGAGGGAGUGAGUGUGAUGGGGUAAGUGAGGGAGUGAGUCAGUGUGAUGGGAUAAGUGAGGGAGUGAGUCUCAGUAU
Acipenser ruthenus (sterlet) is the source of this 2450-nucleotide messenger RNA. Its product is annotated as zinc finger protein 79-like. The coding region runs from base 273 to 716 and encodes 147 amino acids. The transcript has 2 exons. Lineage: Eukaryota; Metazoa; Chordata; Actinopteri; Acipenseriformes; Acipenseridae. The record is from RefSeq and is a predicted model, not a curated record.